Molecule: messenger RNA, 564 nt
Organism: Pneumocystis jirovecii RU7
Lineage: Eukaryota; Fungi; Ascomycota; Pneumocystomycetes; Pneumocystales; Pneumocystaceae
Product: rRNA-processing protein FCF1
Exons: 5
Coding region: 1-564 (187 amino acids)
Cellular component (GO): nucleolus; small-subunit processome
Source: RefSeq, a predicted model, not a curated record
AUGGCAAAAAUAAAAAACGCAUCAUGUCUUUCUGUAAAAAAAAAGUUGAUUAAUCCUCGUGAUCAGAGACUUAAUUUUGAUAAAAAAAAUGAAUUAAAAGAACUAGAUGAGAAAAUUCGUGAAAUACCUCAAGUUGCUUCUUCGUUGUUUUUUCAGUAUAAUAAAUCUUUGGGUCCUCCUUAUCAUGUUUUAAUUGAUACGAAUUUUAUCAAUUUUUGCAUUAGAAAUAAAAUAGAUGUUGUAAAAGGGAUGAUGGAGUGUUUAUAUGCAAAAUGUACUCCAUAUAUUACUGAUUGUGUUAUGGCUGAGCUUGAAAAAUUAGGUAAUAAAUUUAGAAUUGCACUAAAAAUUGCUCGUGAUCCAUGUUUUGAGAGAUUACCUUGUUCUCAUUCUGGAACUUAUGCUGAUGAUUGUAUAAUUUCUAGAAUAAUGCAAAAUAGAUGUUAUAUUGUUGCUACUAAUGAUAAAAACCUUAAAGUUCUUAUACGUAGAAUUCCUGGUGUACCAAUUAUGUAUGUUGGGAAUCAUAAAUUAAAGGUUGAAAGAUUAGUGGGCCUUAAUUAA